AUGGGCUUACCAGAUAAAAACCUUAGCCCACAAACCUACGUGCAGGGAUAUCGGGCAAGAACUAGGCAAGCCGAAAUGGCAUACGGACUGAUACAAUCUCGGCCUUUUGGGUCGUUCCGUGGGCCACGUGCUUUUUGCCUAGGCCUAGGGUCCACAAAACUUCCUCCACCUGACAUAUUUAGUAAGUCGCUCUACACAUUGUAUAUUGGUCAGAAUGACUUCGCCUUCAACGUAGCUUCUCUGGAAAUAGAUGGAGUGACGGAGCUUUUUCCACAAGUGGUUUCUCAAAUUGCUACCACCAUUAAGGAGCUAUAUGGGUUGGGUGGAGGCACAUUCCUGGUACUUAAUCUUGCACCAUUGGGUUGUUACCCAGGAUUUUUGGUGGUGUGGCCUCACAACUGUUCUGAUAUUGAUGCAUUUGGGUGCAUGAUGUCCUACAACAAUGCAGUGGUUGAUUAUAACAACAUGUUGAAAGCAGCUCUGACCCAAACCAGACAGGAUCUUCCCCAUGCUAAUAUUAUAUAUGUUGAUACUCACUCUGUUCUGCUAGAUCUCUUCCAGCACCCCACCUCUCGUGGGUUGAAAUAUAGUACCAAAGCAUGUUGUGGAUAUGGGGGAGGUGCCUACAAUUUUGACCCUCGAGUUAUAUGUGGAAACAGCAAUGUGAUUAACGGAAAGAAUGUCACAGCAAGAGCUUGUAGUGACCCAAGGAACUAUGUGAGCUGGGAUGGCAUUCAUACCACAGAAGCUGCAAACAAGCUUGUUGCACAUGCCAUUCUAAGUGGCUCUUACUUUGAUCCACCAUUUUCACUUCAUGAUCAUUUCUUCAUCUCCAAACUUUAUCGGUUCAUUUAA
Messenger RNA from Ilex paraguariensis (yerba mate), 855 nucleotides. Lineage: Eukaryota; Viridiplantae; Streptophyta; Magnoliopsida; Aquifoliales; Aquifoliaceae. The record is from the annotation of a GenBank genome assembly.